AGCAAACAUAAACUAUGUAACAUCUUGGUGGUCUUAGUUUUAGUGCAAAUAGACAGCAAGGAGUGAAAGUAACAAGGAAUUGGAUAAUAAAGUUAUUUAUUGCAGUGAGAAAAAAGAUGAAAUAAACAGAUUGCUAUUGGUGAUAUUUCAUACAUAAAUAUGGUUUUGCGAGAUUAUAUUAAAACUAGAAUACAGUUUUACUAUUUUUUAAUUAUCAUAACUGUAUUAUUAUAUGGAUUUUGCAUGUUUAAUACCAAAGAUGAUAAUUUAUUCCAUUUACAUCCAAUCAAGCUCAAAGCAAACAUCUACAACAGGAGCUUCGCUACAGAUCAGUGCAGUGAAGUUUUGGUUAAAUCCAACCAUUCCAUAAUGGACAAACUGACAGAAGGUGAAUGGCGGCCCAAAGAAGUAUCACAAGCAUACAAAAAAUCAGUAUUUAAAACUCUAGCAAAAUUAAGGCGCAGAAGCCAUAUAAAGCCGGAGACAGCAAAAAAUGGACGUUGUGGUUAUGUUCCGAAUAUUAAAUUCACAAAACUAUGUGAUCCCGAAGGACCAUACCCAUGUUGUAAAUACGCAAAAUGUAGGAAUGAAUCCAUUGAGGACUGCAAAUGCCAUAAUUGCCUGGACGCAAGGACUAAACUCCAUCCAGAGUUUUAUAAAUGGACACCAUAUAAUAUAACUCUUAACACAUUUUCACCAGAGGACUUAUGUGGGAUACUGCACAGAUUGCAGAUAUCUUUGGUGUAUUCUCUGGGAGAUUCACUAGGCCGUGGAAUAUGUGAAGGAGCAUGGAAGAUCAUGGAGUCUGUACAAACAUCUCCUGCUGACAUAAGACGAAAAGAAGACUACAAUAGUACCAAGAAUGACACCUGUGAUCAAGAUAUCUUCAAUUUGAAGGGACAAUGUUUCUUUCGUACAAAAAUGGCUGGAUUUGAAGUAUGCAACACAACUAAUAUUUACUGGUCAGGAUUAGCAAAACCUGAAGAAGGGAUUCCAAAGGAAAAGGCCCACCUUUCUGAGAUACUGAGCACAUCGCAUCCUGGAAAUGUUGUGCUUGUUAUGAACAUAGGCCUCUUUGUGCAACUCAAUGAAAGCAGGGCACAAGCCAUCAUAGAAACAAUGCUUACGCAUGUACAACAAACAUAUAAAGACAGAAAGUUCUACAUUUUUUAUUUCCCACCUUAUGUCCCUGGAUUGCUCAAAUGGAAGAGAUAUGUGCGCCAACAGAAGCCUGAAAGUUUGAAGUUUACAAAUACAAUGAGGAAUUAUGUGAUUGAUAAUAACAUUAGGAUGACAUUUUUGAACCCUCAAAAUUUGGCAGAAGAUGCAGCUAGCUAUGAUGGGACACAUUACACUCAGGGUCUAUGUGAAACCAUGUUUGAAAUUAUUAUGAAUUACCUGAACUACUCACAGUCAGAAGACAUGUACUAAACAUGGAUUACAAGUUACCCAGCUUGCCCAAAAACAAUAAGUUCUUAAUUUUCUUACCAAUGUACAUUCCUAAACAAGAUGUAGCAUUAUGCAACCAUAACAGGCAUUCUGAGACAGUACGAAAUAGAAUGGAACUAUAUGAAACAGUAUGAAACAAUAUGAAAUGAUAUGAAACAAUAUGAAAACAUUAUGAAACAAUAUAAAACAU
Owenia fusiformis is the source of this 1639-nucleotide messenger RNA. The record is from the annotation of a GenBank genome assembly. Lineage: Eukaryota; Metazoa; Annelida; Polychaeta; Sabellida; Oweniidae.